AUGGCAAAAUUUAUAGUGGGUUUAGAGUGCAAAAUGGAAAGAGGAGUUGGGGAAGAAAAGGGACGAGGUCAUGAGAAUAAGAGUAGUCGAGAGGAUCGUAUGAGCUAUCCUGGAGUACGCUCUGUUUUCAAUUCGUUACCAUUGGUUAAUCUAGGCACAUGUUUUAGUGCAAUCUAUAUUUGCUUUGAAUUCUAUUCAAUAAUUAUAAUGGAAAUUAUGAUGAAUCAUACUGCGGAGGAUAAUACUGGAAUCCCUGAUGAUUUACGUUGCAAGAGAUCAGAUGGUAAACAAUGGAGAUGCCAUGCCAUGUCCAUGCCAGACAAAACAGUAUGUGAAAAACACUACAUUCAAGCAAAGAAAAGAGCUGCAAAUUCUGCAAUGAGAGCCAGUCUCAAGAAAGCAAAGAGGAAAUCUGUAGGUGAGAGUGACAGUUAUUUAGAGAGUAAAAGUGAUGACAUGGAUUCACCACUCGUUGAAUACCAGUUUUUAGCCUCGGGUAAAAACAAGGAAAAAUUAUCAAAGAAGCUGAUCAGUUAUUCACCUGAAACACCUUCCUUCAAGAAUUCAUCUCUUCAUAUCUCUUCAAAAUCAAAUGAUGAUCCACAAAGAGAUAUGGCAGAGUCUGAAGAAACACCAAGGGCUUACAGGACACCAUCUUCUGUUGCUGAUUCAUCAAAGAGCAGAUCUGAGAAGAUGCAUACUAUGCCAGAAACUUCUGGUGGGAGUUCAGAAUCAUCUGAGGAUACAGGGGGGCAAAUUUGUCAUCAGUGCAGGCGUGAUGACACAGAGAGGAUUGUAUGGUGUCUUAAAUGUGAUAGAAGAGGAUACUGUGAUGAAUGUAUCACUGCAUGGUAUCCUGACAUUUCAGUUGAAGAAGUUCAUAGAAUUUGUCCUGCAUGUCGAGGUUGCUGUAACUGUAAAAUUUGUUUACGGGGUGAUAAUAUGAUAAAGGGAAAAAUACGGGAAAUACCUGCUCAAGAAAAGCUGGAACAUCUUUUUUGUCUUUUGUCUUCAGUGCUUCCUGUAAUUAAGCAGAUCCACUUUGAACAAUGCUCUGAAUUAGAAAUAGAAAGAAAGCUUCGAGGAAACAGAAUUGACCUUCCCAGGACAAAGUUAAAUGCAGAUGAGCAAAUGUGCUGUGACUUCUGCAGAAUACCAAUAAUCGAUUAUCAUCGCCACUGUGGUAAUUGCUCAUAUGAUAUAUGCCUCAGAUGCUGCCAAGAUGUCAGAAAAGCAUCAAAAGAUGCGAGUAGAAAUAUUCAAACGAAUGGAGGAAAUGAAGAUUCCGAUUCUACCCUUGAAAAGUUAUCAAAACAAAAGAUGAGAUUAUCCAAUAAGCUUUGUGAUUGGAAGGCCAACACUGAUGGGAGUGUUCCAUGUCCACCUAAAGAACAUGGUGGUUGUGGCAACUCACCCUUGAUGUUGAAACGUAUUUUUAAAAUGAAUUGGGUCGCAAAGCUUGUGAAAAAUGUUGAUGAAAUGGUUAGUGGGUGUAAAAUGUACGAAAAUACCCUCCCAAAGAUAGAUGGGUUCUGUCAAGAUAUAAACAGCCAAGGGAUUAGUGAGUUCAGAAGGAAUUGGGUCAAUGGUGAACCUGUUAUAAUCAAGGACAUUUGUGAUGAGUCAUCAAUGUUAGGGUGGGACCCUAUGGUGAUGUGGAAAGGAAUCCAAGAUACAAAUGAUGAAAAGAUGAAGGAUGAUAAUAGAACUGUGAAAGCUAUACAUUGUUUAGACCGAUCCGAGAUAGAUAUUGAGCUUGGAGAAUUUAUCAGAGGAUACUCGGAGGGGCGAAUAGGGAAAAAUGGUGAACAAGAAAUGUUAAUUUUGAAAAACUGGCCUUCGCCUAGUGCAUCUGAAGAGUUUUUAUUGUACCAGAGAUCCGAGUUUAUUUCCAAACUGCCAUUGCUGGAGUAUAUUCAUUCCAAGUGGGGCCUACUGAAUCUUGCUGCAAAAUUACCUCAUUACUCUUUGCAAAACGAUGUGGGGCCCAAAAUCUUGAUUUCUUAUGGAACGUAUGAUGAAAAAAGUCAAGGUGAAGGUGAUUCGGUCAACAUGCUUCGUUUUAAUAUGCGUGAUGUGGUGUACCUGUUGGUUCAUACAUGUGAAGUAAAUGUAAAUAGGAAAAAUAAUAAUGAGGACUUGAUUAUUGAUUCAAUUGAAGAUGAGAAAACUCUUAAAUGUGAAGAUCUGAAUGGAACUAGUGAAGACACGAGUCGUCCAGGGGCAAUUUGGGACAUUUACAGGCGUGAGGAUGUUCCGAAGCUCGUUGAGUAUAUGAGACUUCAUUGGAAUGAAUUCGGUGUCUCUGACCACAACAUCAUGGAUGAUGAUUCUGUACCACGACCUCUUCAUGAAGGAGUGAUAUAUCUAAAUAGUCAUCAUAAAAACAAAUUAAAAGAAGAAUUUGGUGUAGAGGCAUGGUCAUUUGAGCAGCAUUUAGGGGUUGCUGUAUUUAUCCCAGCUGGAUGUCCUUUUCAAGUGAGGAAUCUUCAGUCAACCGUUGAGUUAGGGCUUGAUUUCCUCUUCCCUGAAAGUCUAGCAGAAGCUGUAAGAUUAGGUGCAGAGAUUCGUGAACUUCCUAAUGACCAUGAUGCAAAGCUUCAAAUUUUAGAGGUUGGAAAGAUUUCCCUUUAUGCAGCAAGUUCAUCAAUUAAGGAAGUUCAAAAACUGGUGUUGGAUCCAAAACUUGGUGCUGAGCUGGCUUUUGAAGAUCCAAAUUUAACAGAAUUGGUUUCAAUGAAUCUUGAGAAGAUGACUAAACAACGACAGUUAAUAAAUGUGGUCGGGCGAUGGGUAUGA
Lactuca saligna is the source of this 2799-nucleotide messenger RNA. NCBI's taxonomy places the organism in Eukaryota, Viridiplantae, Streptophyta, Magnoliopsida, Asterales, Asteraceae. The record is from the annotation of a GenBank genome assembly.